This is a messenger RNA of Scatophagus argus, 2420 nucleotides long. Its product is annotated as macrophage mannose receptor 1-like. The transcript is spliced from 6 exons. The record is from RefSeq and is a predicted model, not a curated record. Lineage: Eukaryota; Metazoa; Chordata; Actinopteri; Scatophagidae. The coding region runs from base 708 to 1751 and encodes 347 amino acids.
UCGCUAUUAAACCAUAAGAGCUUUAGUUGAUAUCUCAAAAAUCGUGGGGUCCUGAUGUCAUCUGAUUAGGAAAAGUCCUAAAUGAUGUUUGAUUAUACUUAACUAUCAAUUGUAAUUUGCAGCAGUGUUAAUAAUUUAUGUUUAAACUAUAAUCUCAGGAAAUCUGUAAUAUGUUUAAAUGCUUCAUUUUAAUGCAAAUAAUUGAUUGAAACAUAAAUUACCCUAAAGACAAAUCAUUAGGUCAAAGCUGGCUGCCUGAAGCUACAGGCAAAGGCUGAGGCUGCAACUUACAGACGGACACUGACUACAGGUGGAAGCUGAGGACUGUAGCUGUCUCGUGCUGUGGGAGAAGGUGGAGCAGGUGGACAUCUUUUAUCUUUUAGUCUGUUCGUGAACAGUUCCUCAUAUCUGUGGUCAGCAUGGUUGGUUUCCAUACUGUUACCUGUACCGUAUCACAGUGCAUCCUCACAAACACAUUUAGCACUUCAUUUUAAUAUUCAAAUAGAUUUUAAUAAUCAGACAGCUAAGUCGGCAGUAUUGUUUCAGGGAUGGUGGGUUGGAACUUGACCUGUCCACACCCUGAUCUAACCUCUCUAGAGGCUUUAAAAAAGAAUGUGGUCUUCUGAAGAAACCCAACUUGAGAUCUGCACUCAUGUCACUUACAUUAUAUUACACAUCACUUCAACCCUUUUGGUAAUUCACACUGCAUGACUGAAGUGGGAGAAAGAUUAAUUCUACUCUUUAUACUAUCAAGGCAUGCUGAAACAUUACACACCAUGGACACAAUCACAUCUGUUUUCAUGGUCUUAUCAGGACUCUACAUCCUCCCCUCAUACUUUCUACAAGUUUACCAAGUUGUUAAAGAUGCAAAGACCUGGACAGAAGCCCAGCGUUACUGCAGGGAGAAGUACAAAGACCUGGCUGCCAUAAACAGCGAUGAAGACAUGAUCAGGCUCAUUCACAUGUUACAGUCGGGUGAUGAAGUCUGGAUAGGGCUGUAUGGUGACAUUAACAACUGGAAAUGGUCUCUGGAAAGGGAAGGAUUUUAUAAAACUGGAGAGGCUGAGUUCAGGAUGUGGAACAGUGGCGAGCCCAAUGUCUACAGUGAGCCCAUUCAUUUCCCAGGACCCGCUGUCUGUGGUGACGUGGAUCAUUUAGGACAAUGGUCAGAUUUUUGGUGCAGUGGACAACGCCCGUUUGUCUGCUACAACGAAUCUUCAGGGACUAGAUACAUCUAUGUGAAUACAUCCAUGAACUGGUUCAGUGCUCAGAGCUACUGCCGGGAGCACUACACAGACCUUGCCAGUGUGAGGAACAGGAAUGAGAGCCUGGAGAUCGGGCUGCUCGUGGAGGUGGCGAAAUAUGCAUGGAUUGGCCUGUACAGAGAGCCAUGGAAGUGGUCAGAUGGUCAGCCGACGAAUAUGACUUCAUUCAGCAACUGGAAGGACAAUCAGGCUCAUGAUAUCUUACACUCUUGUGUGACUUCAACUGGCACUAAAUGGAAUUCACGACUUUGUUCAACAAGAUAUGCUUUUGUCUGCAGUGCAUCAACAGUUAGGCAGCAGGUGGUGAAGGUGGUGCUGAAAAAAUCUGACUCCUCUGUGGACCUGAAAGAGAUGGAGGAUGCCAUCUUGCAGCAGUUCAGCCAGGGACUGAAUAACCAUGGCCUGGAUGGAAGCGUCCGACUGAAAUGGAUAAAGCAGCCUGAUGGGGAGAUCUUCCACUUAAAAGAAACAGAAGAGGAGAAUUAAAAAGGAAUAAGACAAGGAAAAGGCGCACUGGAGAAAAGAAAAGCUGCAUCAUCAAAUGAUUAUUUUAUUUUUCAUCCAUACAUCAGCUUUGGUUAUGAUUUUGUUGUUAGUUCACAAGAAAUGAUGAUAACCUAGUUAAGAAAAAUGUCACAGGGAUCCCAAACCCUGUCAGCAGAGCUGGACUUUUUUCUUGUUGUAACUUUGGUCUCGUAUUGAAGUGUGUUGAAUUUCGAUUUGUACGUGGUUGAUUAUAAAAGCAGUGGUAGUUGAUUAACUGUGAAUUCAUUAUAAUAUCUUCAAGUUGAACAUUUUUAAAUAAUUUUAGGUAUAAAAAUUUCACAGCCUUUUACAUGAUUGAUUAAUAUAAGAUAAUAAGGAUGUCUUUUAUUCACAGCACGCAUAACCCCCCCCCACACACACACACGCUCACACACAUUCACACACACACUUGUCUUUUCUUCUUUACAUUGUCUGUUGAAAUUCAUUGCAUUUUUGUCUGUUUUAUUACGCUCUAUGUCAGAAUGUUUUUGUUUGUUUGUUUACUUGUUUGAGGAAUUUUUUUUCACAACUUUUUUCCCCCUUAUAGUAAUGCUGUAUCUUCAGGUUCUGUGCAGUUGCAAUGCAUUCUACAUGUAUGUACAUAGUAUGCUUAUUUGUAUGUCAGUUAUU